AGGAGUGGAAACUGCCGUAGCAAGUUCCCAAAACCUUAUUAAAAACAGAAGGAAAUCAUGCAUGCUAUGUUAUUUGCCAUGUAGUUGGUGUUGUGUGUUAUUGUUGAUGUUCACUUUCUCUCUCUUUUUUCUCUAUUCUUCUUUGGAAAGCUUCUCUUCUCCACCUUUCUGCACAACCCCAAAAGGCUCUACGUUUUUUUCCCUCUCUGCAAAUGGCAAUGCUGGUGCACAUUCAAUUGGUACGCUUUAAUGGAACAGACUAGAUUAUCUCUUAAAUGGGAUUUGAUGAAGAGAGAGAUCGUGUUUCUGUGCUGCUGAGUAGAGCUGGCUGUGUUUUCAAAUCGAGGUAGUCGUAAGUUUCCUGCUAUCAGCAAGAUGGAAGAAGGAAAGGCUGAACAAGAAGUCGAUGAGCUCGAGAUCCUAUUAAAGUUGAUACCAAAUGCCACUUCUGGAAGUUGGCAUCCUCAGAAUUCUAUACAGAAAUAUUCCUCAACGGAUUUUGAACGGAAUCAUUUGCAUGAAGAGACUAGAGAGUCCUUUCCUCCUCCUCCUGCUUUGUCCUUUGGCAAACAAGGCAAUUCAUUUGAAGGAACUUGUGAUGGGAAAAUUGAAACCUACGGAAGGUUAGAUGGUGACAGAUUAGGCCUAGAAGGCGGUCACCAGACACCCAUCAAGAUUAUGGACCAGGAGGAGUCUAACCUGCCCAGUGAGCAAUCCCUUUCAUCUUCAUUAGCAGAAUUGAGCUUCAAAGGGGAAGAAGAGGCAAUUAAAGCUGCCAAUUCUCAGAGGCUCGAUCACACCUUUUUACUGGAUGAUCAAUUUGCAAACUUGCUAAAAGACUCUCUCCCCCUUUCUCCACAAUCACAUAGUAUACUUACUAGAACAAAUACUGAGGACAUCCCACCAAACCGCUUUGAUCAAUUCAAUGUGGAAAUGAAUGGGAAACGCAAUGUGGACUUUCUGAAGUUUGAUGAUCAAGUGCAGGGGGAGAAAGCUGUUUCUUGCCAGCUGUUAGCUUAUCAAACAAAUCCUUCUCAGGUUCUUUUGACCGUUUCUUCUCCUGGAACCGAGGUUCCAGAUGUGCCCUGUUCGCAAAGUUACUUCUCAAGUCUGCAGUCUCCUGUUCUUGGAAUGCAAUCACAAGAAUUUACAGAGUCUCACAUUCCAUGGCUGCAUGCAGAGGAGGAGCGGUAUUCCAUAAUGCAUAAGAAAUAUCUGCACUGGCAUGAUCUCCAAAAUCAGCGAUCAGAAGCCCGAAAUCUGAUUCAGGCCAGUGAGAAUGCAUCAAAUGUGAUUAGAACUUGGAACAUUGAAAAAUCAUAUGUCAACAAUCCCAUUUCCUAUCAAUAUGAAAAUUUUAGUGAAGAAUCCUUUCACAGCGAUGGUGCAAUUCCCAGGAGAUUUGGUUGUUCAGGCUCCAAUUUAAUCAGCAGCAUUCUUUGUCGCUACUAUGCUCAGGGUUUCUGUGGAAGGGGUGAGAAUUGUCCAUUCACGCAUGGCCAGAGGAAGAAAUGUCCAAUCAGUUUUGCUAAUCCGCAACCUGCCCUUUCCCCAAAAGAUUUUAACGUUGUCCAAGGUUUUGGGAAAAUGGGGGAACAAUCUUAUCCUGAAAAGAUAUUAAUGAGGAAGAAUGGUCUAAAUUCAGUUAAAGAAAUCAACUUUAUCAGAGAAAGUGAAUUGUUUACAAAUUCGAGCUCUAAUGGAAGGAUGAUUUCAAAUGGCCAUUUCUACCACAAUGCUCAUAUCGUUGGCACUAGAUCAUCCCCAGUGGAUGGUAGGAAAUACUGGCCCCAGCCCCUUGAUACUAAAGACAGCAGGCAUGAUAAUCUGAGGUUGCAAACUCGGAAGUAUAAUUCAGUAGAUGAAGUUACUGGUAGAAUUUAUUUAAUGGCUAAGGAUCAAAGUGGUUGCCGUUUCUUGCAAAGGAAAAUGACAGAGGGCAAUGCUGAAGAUAUUGAGAAGAUCUUCCUUGAGAUUGUUGGACAUGUUGUUGAGCUUAUGACACAUCCUUUUGGCAAUUAUCUUGUUCAAAAGCUGCUUGAAGUGUGUAGCGAGGAUCAGAGGACACAAAUAGUCUUUGCGAUCACUGCAAAAGCCGGAGAUCUUCUUACAGUUUCAAUUAACAUGCAUGGGACUAGGUCUGUUCAAAAGGUGAUUGAAACCAUUAAAAGCCCAGAGCAAUUUUGGAUGGUUGUUGCAUCACUGAAGCCUGGUAUCGUGAAUUUGAUUAAAGAUUUGAAUGGUUAUCAUGUUGCAGAAUGCUGCUUGCAGUACUUGAUGCCUGGAUAUAUUGAGUUCCUUUUUGAAGCUGUGAGUGCUCACUGUGUUGAGCUUGCAACGGAUUGUCAUGGCUGCCGUGUACUUCAAAAAUGCCUUGGCCAUUCUGAUGGGGAACAUAGACGCCGUUUGCUAUCUGCAAUCAUUGCCAAUGCUCUUAUCCUGUCCCAAGAUCCAUUUGGGAAUUAUGUUGUGCAAUAUGUAUUUGAACUUGAGGGUUCAUGGGCAAGAACAGAAGUGCUCAACCAAUUGGAGGGUUACUAUAGGUACCUCUCCAUGCAGAAGUACAGCAGCAAUGUUGUUGAGAAGUGCCUGAAAUAUGCUGGGGAAGAGCAGUUUGCUCGUAUCAUUCAAGAAUUCAUGGAUCAUCCCCAAUUAGAUCAGAUGAUGCUGGACCCAUAUGCCAAUUAUGUCAUUCAAACCGCAUUAAACCACUCCAAGGGGGCACUUCAUGCUGCAUUAUUGGAGGCAAUAAGGCCCCAUAUUCCAGCACUCAGGACAAACCCAUAUGGGAAAAAGGUCUUAUCCAGCUGCGGGUUGAAGAAAUAAGCCAUGCCUGCCUCACCUGGCUUUUGGUCAAAAUUAGGUUCUCACCAAUUUCCUGAGCUAUAUAUAUGGAUAGUAGAUUCCAGUUUUUUGGCCGAGCGUGUACACUGUACAAUGCAUAGGUAGAAAAUGAGAGGAUGGAGUCAAGAUUCCAGUAAUCAGGUUUCCAGAAGUAAAGGAUAUCUCUUGUUUUGCUGGGUUUGAUUUUGUUACUCGAUUAGAAAUGCUAAAUUUCCGUGUUGCCUGUGAAUAACCAGAAAUGAGGAAGAUGCAGGGUUGCUGUUUUGAAUCUUUGGGAAAUGUACUCUGCUGGGUAGCUAAUUACUGUUUUAUAGCUCAAUUUAAGGGUUGCUGCAGAAAAGAGUGAUUUGCACCUGGCUCUUGUUGCCAAUAUUCAUCAAAUGAUGCAAUAUCUUAUGAGAAAUGUAAAUGUUCUCGUCUAUUGCUGAUUGUAAUCAAGCAAUUUUUAUGUUACCGAGUUUUCUUACCUCUGUAACCAUGGAUUACAAGUUGAACUUUCCCUGCAAUAAAUCGAUCAGUCUAAUUUGA
Molecule: messenger RNA, 3372 nt
Organism: Vitis riparia (riverbank grape)
Lineage: Eukaryota; Viridiplantae; Streptophyta; Magnoliopsida; Vitales; Vitaceae
Exons: 6
Coding region: 376-2826 (816 amino acids)
Biological process (GO): post-transcriptional regulation of gene expression
Cellular component (GO): cytoplasm
Molecular function (GO): metal ion binding; mRNA binding
Source: RefSeq, a predicted model, not a curated record